CGAGGGAGUAGCAAUGAAGAAAAAUGGUAAAAAUACCGAACUGGUUAAGCGAGUAAAAAUGUAGAUACUACAAAGUUGGGAUCCCAAAUCUUACAAUUCAAUCACAAAAAUACUCAUUUCUGCAGCUCGGAUCAGCAUCAGAUCAGCAACAAUGGCACUCAAUCUCCGUCUCAAACAUACUGAAUGCAUAAUCCGUAUGUUGAAUCUGAAUCAACCGUUAAAUUCAACCACCACCACCGCUAACGAGCAAGUAUAUAAGAUCCUUAUCUACGACAAGUUUUGCCAAGACAUUUUAUCCCCUUUAAUUCAUGUUAAGGAUCUCCGUAAACACGGCGUUACUCUCUACUUUCUAAUUGACAAGGACCGUCAGCCGAUUAACGACGAUGUUCCUGCUGUUUAUUUCGUCCGUCCUAGUCAGGAAAAUGUGCAACUGAUUAUUUCUGAUGCGUCCAGGGGGCUUUAUAAUUCGUUUCACCUUAAUUUCUCGUCGUCGAUACCGAGGCCGUUGUUGGAGGAUUUAGCAUCGGGGACGUUGAGUUCGGACUCGAUUCAUCGGGUUGGGAAGGUGUUUGAUCAGUAUAUGGAGUUUGUUACUUUGGAUGAUAAUUUGUUUUCUCUUGCGGAUAAGAAUUGUUAUGUUAAGUUGAAUGAUCCGUCGGCUGGGGAUAAGGAGAUUGAGGAGAUUGUUGAUAGGAUUGUUGGGGGGUUAUUUUGUGUUUUGGCAACGCUAGGUGUUGUUCCGGUUAUUAGGUGUCCGAGAGGUGGACCAGCUGAGAUGGUUGCGUCGUUGCUUGAUCAGCGUCUGCGUGAUCAUUUGUUGGUUAAGAAUAAUUUGUUUACUGAGGGUGGGAAUUUUUCUGGGUCUUUACAAAAGCCGAUUUUGUGUUUGUUUGAUAGGAACUUUGAGUUGUCGGUUGCCAUACAGCAUGAUUUUAGGUAUAAACCUCUUGUUCAUGAUGUGCUUGGUUUGAGGUUGAAUAGGUUAAAUGUGCAAGGGGAAAAGGGUGGAACGAAAUCGUUUGAGCUGGACAGGUUUGACCCAUUUUGGGUGGCAAAUGGGUCUUUGGAGUUUCCUGGAGUUGCGAAUGAGAUUGAGACUCAGUUGAACAAGUAUAAGAGAGAUGUGGAUGAGGUCAACCGGCGGACUGGUGGAAGUGACGGAGCUGAGUUUGAUGGGACAGACUUGAUUGGCAACACAAAGCAUUUGAUGAAUGCAGUUAAUUCACUACCCGAGUUAACUGAGCGAAAAAAAGUGAUUGACAAGCACACCCAUAUUGCUACUGUCUUGUUAGGUGAGAUCAAAGAAAGGUCUUUGGAUUCUUAUGCUACAAAAGAGUGUGACAUGAUGGUUAGAGGUGGAAUAGAUCGGAGUGAACUUGUUGCUGUACUUAAAGGGAAGGGGACUAAGAUGGACAAGCUGCGGUUUGCUAUAAUGUAUCUUAUUUCUACGGAAAGUCUUCCUCCAUCAGAAGUAGAGAUGGUUGAAUCGGCUCUUAGGGAGUCUGAGGUAGAUACCAGUGCCUUUCAGUAUGUCAAAAAGAUUAAAGCAUUGAAUUUAUCAUUAGCAUCUGCAAAUUCUGCAAGCAGAAGUAAUAUAGUUGAUUGGGCUGAGAAGCUAUAUGGACAGUCUCUCAGUGCUGUAACUGCUGGAGUCAAGAAUUUAUUGUCUAGUGAUCAUCAACUGGCUUUGACAAGGACGGUUGAUGCCUUAAUGGAGGGUAGACCCAAUCCUGAAAUUGAAUCUUACCUCGUGUUUGAUCCUCGUGCUCCCAAGUCAAGUUCAAGUAGCAGCCAUCUGAGAGGACCAUUCAAAGAAGCUAUUGUUUUUAUGAUUGGAGGUGGUAAUUAUGUGGAGUAUGGAAGCUUACAAGACCUUGCUCAACAUCAACAGCCCGUCAAGCAUGUUAUAUAUGGAACAACAGAAAUUUUGACAGGUGGGGAGUUCGUAGAACAGCUUGCAGCUCUGGGGCAGAAGAUGGGAUUAGGCGGCGGCAGCAGCAGCAGUGCUGGUCCAGUCUCUUAAAACUGAAAGAAUCAUUAUCUUUUUUAUGCAAAACCAUGAGUCACGUCUGCACCAGUAAGAUACGCUCUAUGGUGUCCUAGUGAUGUAUACAAUUGUAUGCUCUAUGCUGUCCUAGUGAUGGACAGGAGUCCAUGAUAUGUCCCCUCAAGCACCUGCAGGUUUUUGAAAUUUAAUCUACUCCUUGCAUAUGUCCACUUUCUUUGAAGUUUUUGGUGUAGUUUGAUGCUGAAUUUAUUUACAUGUACCUAUUUAUUUUAAAUAUAUAUUAAAUCCAUUGUGUUCUGUCAA
This is a messenger RNA of Daucus carota subsp. sativus, 2311 nucleotides long. Its product is annotated as SEC1 family transport protein SLY1. Gene Ontology annotation, biological process: intracellular protein transport; endoplasmic reticulum to Golgi vesicle-mediated transport. NCBI's taxonomy places the organism in Eukaryota, Viridiplantae, Streptophyta, Magnoliopsida, Apiales, Apiaceae. Bases 152 to 2023 code for a protein of 623 amino acids. Gene Ontology annotation, molecular function: syntaxin binding. The record is from RefSeq and is a predicted model, not a curated record. The transcript has 2 exons. Gene Ontology annotation, cellular component: Golgi membrane; cytosol.